CAGAACUAUGUUCAUCGUCGAAGCUCAGCUCCUUCACUUGUGUUCACUAAAGCAUGGAGUAAGCCUUGGCUGUCAUCCAAUGGAGAAAACCCUGGUUGCCUGGUACCAGUUGAGCAAUGUCCUUUUGUUCUAGGCUUGACUGAUGAAAACUCAGAGCUGAUCCUCACAGACAGCGUUAUCAUAACCGAAGGGAUGAAAACCACAGCGAGACAUCUUUUCCUCUUCAGCCGUACCCUUGUUGUUGCCAAACUGAAAUCUGGCACAACAUUCAAAUUAAAAAACAAUGUGGAUCUAAGUGAACUCUGGAUUGUGUACAGUGAGGAGAAAGAAGAAGAUAUGGACACGUCUUGUGGAUUUACUCUCACCUGUGGAAAUGCCAUCAUUUUGAGGUGGUCCACCAAUGCCUGCAUUGCAUCCUUCAACUCACUCAGUUUGAAAGAACUUUGGCUGGAUACCAUUCACUGGCAAACUAGAGAAAUCAAAGGCGCAAAAAUCACAAAAGUUGCAUCAAUUAAAUUCCUGAUGAAGGUGUUAAGCAGUUGCAAUGCACCCAAAACCUUAGAUGUGAGUGAUAUGGAGACUUUGAUUGGAUGCCAGUCAGAGGUUGACAUCAAGAAAUGCCACUUGUUCAUGCCCUGUGACACUGAAGAUGGGCUGUGUCAUCUAUCUGAGAGUAAUAAGAAAAGAAAGAAAGUAAUAUCUUGGCCAUUUCUGAUGAGGCGCAUCAGCACUGGACCAGAGACCUUGGGACAAUUAGAAUCGGAUUUGAAGCCUUCUCUGUUUGACCAGCCAUUGUCAAUGGUUUGCAACGAGGAGGAUAUGCUGCCCAAACCAAUACAGGAUAUCCUUACAAUACUCUUCCUGCAAGGUCCAUACACUGAAGGAAUAUUUCGGAAGGCAGCAAAUGAGAAGUUACGCAAAGAGCUGAAAGAAGAGUUAAACUCUGGAGGAAAUGUUGCCUUUGAGAAGGCCUCUGUGCAUUUGUUAGCAGUGGUUUUCAAGGAUUUCCUCAGGAACAUUCCCCAUAAACUCCUGCUAACUGAGCUUUAUGAUGACUGGAUGACAGCAGUGGAGAAAAUGGGCCAUCGUGAAAAAACUGAAGCAAUAAAAGAGGUUGUAAGCAAGCUACCAAGACCAAAUCUUCUUUUGCUGAAACAUUUGCUUUGUGUGCUGCAUCACAUAAGCAAAAGCUCAGAGAUCAACAAAAUGGAUUCUAGCAAUCUAGCCAUCUGUUUUGGCCCAACCAUGUUGACUUCAGAUUAUGACAGAAGUCUGCCUCUUGCAGCCCAGAAAGAGCAGACAGAUAAGGUAAAGACCCUAGUGGAGUUCCUCAUUAACAAUUGUUCUGAUAUAUUUGGAGAAGAAAUCUGCUUGAUGUUCAGUAAUUCUGUUGAUGAUUCCCUGGACAAAUCAGAAAUGCUAUCUGCAAGCCAGUUACAUGAUUCUGCAUAUGACAGCACAGACCCUGAGGGAGAAUGCAGCUCCAAUGAUCUCCAGCCUAACAAUCUACCAAAAGCAAACAUGGCAGCUAGCAGACCCAGCAGCAGAGAGUUAUAUCCCCAACGAGUACUAGAACAAACCUCCCCUGUCUCCUCCCUGACCCAUUUUAAAUUAUCUAUAAGCAAACUGGACAGAAGAUACUCCGAACCAGACAUGUUCUCUUCUAAAAGUUCUCGGGAAAACUGUGUGAGGGGUCAGAAGUUAACCAAAAGUGAGGAGAAUGUUAUUCAGCAAGAGGAAUUGGGACUGAAAUGUCAAAAUUUGAGAAUGCACAUGAUAGGGGAACCUCCUCUUCCGGGUCUCUAUCGAACCAAAAAACCACUAAACCUUACUAUCAAAGCCAGUUUGCACUCAGAACUGUCAAGUGGUUCCUUACCCAGAACAUCCUCCAGCAGUUCACUAGACAGCCUCACCUCAGUCUCAGACAAUUCAGUCUUCUCCAGCUCACCACUAGCAUCACCUUCCCUCUUCAAGAAUAAUGCCCUGAUUCAACCACAGUCCUUGUCUACCAAUAUUUCAGAAGGAAGUGGCACACACAUCGGAGAGCUAAAGAAACAUUCAGUGUCAUUUUUGGCAACAACCCGCAGGAAACUAGUAACAAAAACGCAAAGUUGUAGCCUGGGUGGCUCUCAAAGGGACAGUUUCAAGACAGAGUCCAAAAAGGAGAGGCAUCUUUCCUGCCGGAUAGUCCAAGCAACUUACGUUGAUAAAUGCAAGCCAGUGGUACCUGUGGAAUAUCAACACAGGUCUCGUUUCAUGUCAGCAGAGGAAGUGUUUCAAUUUGUGGAUCGGCGAAAUCCUGGAAAGCCCCCAUCUUAUGAAGAGGCAACCAAAAACUGCACAGCUGCUAGACUUCCUUCCUAUGGCAGUUUAGCAAUUCAAGAUACGAGACCUAUCAAAUCAUUUCCAGAUUCUGAGCCUCAACAUUCAAGGCUUGACAAAGAGGUUACAAAUAAAGUAUAUAAGGACUUUUUAAGCAGCAGACUUUCUGUGAUCAAUAAUCCUAAGGACACUCCGCCAGCUGUUGAUUUUGUCAUUGGAAUACAUCCCCGGGCAAAUAUACCCCUCACUCCUCAAGUCUACCGUCUUAGGACCAUGUCUGGUUCUUACCAAAAAAGCAAACAAGAAUAUUUGGUGCGACGGUGCAGUCAGCCAGCCUUUGACUGCAUUCAGUGUGCAAAGGAGUCCUAUGUUUAAGUUCAUCUGUUCCACCAGUGAUGUAAACACAAGUCUUCGACUGCCCUUAAUACAGUAUAAGUUUGUUUGUGUUUUUAAAAAUGCCAUUUUUAAUUGUAAUAUGGAAUGUGUAUUGUCCAAUUACAAAUCUGUAAAUCUUGUAUAUAUGUAUGUAUCUAAGUUUAUAAAUUUGUGUGAAUUUUUAAAAGGCAUGCUUUAAAGAUAAGCAAAAAGAUUAGGAGAAUCUAUCCUGUUCUGCUAGACUUCUUACAAGAUGUGAUUUAUUGCUUUCCAUUGGAAUACCUAGAGAGGACUACAGUCCUUAUAGAAAGCAGUGUCUCUGCUUUAAUAUGUGUCAACAACCUUAAGAUGUUAUAGGUGCUUGUCGCCAAAGUUUCCCCAGCAUAUUGACCUUAGGAUGUGUUGGACUACAAACAUCAUAUCCUGAAAAAAUAUGGUAGAAAUAAUUAGUAGUCCAAGAAAAUGUCAAAUUGGGGAGAUAUGCUUUUAGCUCAUAUCAUGUGUAGUGUUUGACCUUCAUAAGAAGAACGGGAUUAAAAGGUUGCAGAGUUUUUCUAGCUAAAACCACUUUUACUUAUUUCUUAGCCAACUCAGAUAUGACAUUAAACUGUAGAAACUCA
Molecule: messenger RNA, 3317 nt
Organism: Anolis sagrei ordinatus
Lineage: Eukaryota; Metazoa; Chordata; Lepidosauria; Squamata; Anolidae
Source: RefSeq, a predicted model, not a curated record